Molecule: messenger RNA, 2197 nt
Organism: Trichobilharzia regenti
Lineage: Eukaryota; Metazoa; Platyhelminthes; Trematoda; Strigeidida; Schistosomatidae
Source: the annotation of a GenBank genome assembly
GACGCACACCUGAUAUCUAUGGUCGGUCUGCAAAAUUUGGGCUACCGAUAUCCACGCUGAAAAUUCCAUACUUGUACCAAAAAUACAGUGUGGAAUCAAGCUGUAAUCAAAAAUAAAUAAAUUUAAUGACGUCUCGUCAGAGACCUUCGUAUUUGUUGGGAAUCCCACAAUUUUAGUGUGUCCAUAAAUUAUUUAUACUGAACUUGCGUGUAACAAUAUUUUUACAGCAGUAGUGUUGAGUUUCUUUGUAGUGUACAAACCAUGGGUAACGUAGGUUGUUCUGUCGUUGCGUUAUGUAGACUGAUUUAUUGACUCACUGACAAUGUGAUUUCCGAAAUUCCGGUAUUCGAUAAUAUUUGACACCAUUUUCAAUUCACAAUGAAUAUGCCGCUUUUUGUUGCUUGUUGGCUGUCAAUGGCACCAUGUCAUAUUAGACAAUCAAAGCCUAAGUCAAACAAUAAGCAACUCUUAAUGAGUGUACGAUAUGUUUCGAGUUGUCAGACACUACGAAAAACUUCCAAAGCGAAUUGUGAAAGCCGUAUAGUACUUAUAACCAUUUCCUUUCUUAGUAGCAUUUACUCCCCCAUGAACGUAGACAUUGCUGGAAAACAUAUGAAAGACUUAUUCAUACCUUGUUAGUGUUACGCCAAAAGAGGAUUGACGGUGAAACUGGCAUACUGCGAAUAAAGUUAAGUGGCCACCCUUUCUUUAUAACUGGAAGUAAAACGCGUCAAGUUUCAUUUUCAAAAAUUAAUCAGAAGUCACUCUGUGCUUUCGUUUAUUUACACUAAGUUUAGGACGCAUUUCAUUCCGUGUCUUAUGGUAGAUGCUAACUGGUUUAAAGAAGACGGAGUUCGCUUCAUUUCAGAAUUCAUUCCUGUGUCGUUACUUGAGUUAUGAAAUAAGUGAACUAGUAUUGAACAAGCUUACCUGGGGAUAAAACAUAUGUCGUGUAGCCAUCCGAUGUGAAUAUGUUCAUGACUUUAGUUACCUGGACAAACAGCCAGCAAAUGCAAACUCAUGCUUGAGAUGAGAUUAUAACCGUUUUUAAGAUCAGGAAUAGAUUGUAUACAUUAGUUCUCCCACAUUUCCAUCGCUUUUUCAUACGGAAUCGAUAUUCGUUUUGCGGUAUGACCAUCAGUUACUUAAGUCAAAUAGAAGCUCAACAAUUGGACAAUGAACUAUUCAAUGAAUAUGCUUUUUCUGUUGAUCAACUUAUGGAGUUGGCUGGUUUAAGCUGCGCUGUUGCUAUUAAUAAAGGUUAUAAACCUUCCGUGUACUAUCCGCGUACUCCAACUAAUCAGCUGUACAAAAAUCUGAUCAUUCAAUGCGAAAAGAUGGACGUCCCGUUCCUAUCCAAUUUAACUGAUGGAGCACUUAAAUUAUCUCAAUCAUAUGAUUUGUUUAUCGAUGCACUUUUCGGAUUUGGUUUCAAACCGCCUGUGAGGCCAGAGUUUAGUAAUGUUUUAGAAGUGAUUUCGACAGCUCAAGUUCCUGUUGUAUCAAUUGAUGUCCCAUCAGGAUGGAAUGUAGAAACUGGACCAUUAGACAAUGUGAGCAAUAUACAACCAGAUUGUUUAAUUUCACUAACCGCACCGAAACUGUGUGCGCGUUAUUUCCAAGGAAGAUAUCAUUUUCUAGGCGGGCGAUUUGUACCGAAUUCACUAGUAGAUAAAUACAAAUUGAAAUUACCUAUAUAUCCAGAUCAUCAGGUAUGUGUUCUGUUGAAUUCGAAAGAUGACGGAUAUGAAAUGCAUUCUACUUACCUUAACUAAUGUUAUCUUAGUAAAAUUUUAUUAUGAUUUUUACACUUAAAAUUCUGUUAAUGCAUUGUACACAAAGCUUCAAAAUAUGCUCUUCAUUUAUGGUACGUAUUGAUUCAUUGAUAUAAAUGGAUUAUGAAAUAAAAUCACUAUUUUCCUUUUCUUUAUACAUUUCUUGUUUAAUCCUGUUGUUAAAAAUUAUAAUUGUUGAUAAUAUUGCUAAAUGACUGUCUUUAGUUCUUUUUUAUGUAGUUUCUUUUAACUAAUCUCAACUAAUUUGUUUCAGUUAAUUUUGUAUUUCCCGUUGAUUGACUGAUUAUUAUGGACCGUAAUGAGCUUGAACCCCAGUGGUUGCGGACUGUUGAAGAGCUCCUAACCAGGACGAGACAGUUGCCCAGUAUUCCAAAGUUUUCCGACGGCUCUCUAACCAAUGU